This is a messenger RNA of Gambusia affinis (western mosquitofish), 8630 nucleotides long. Its product is annotated as plexin-B2-like. Gene Ontology annotation, molecular function: semaphorin receptor activity; protein binding. The record is from RefSeq and is a predicted model, not a curated record. The coding region runs from base 541 to 6159 and encodes 1872 amino acids. Lineage: Eukaryota; Metazoa; Chordata; Actinopteri; Cyprinodontiformes; Poeciliidae. Gene Ontology annotation, cellular component: semaphorin receptor complex. Gene Ontology annotation, biological process: regulation of cell shape; regulation of cell migration; positive regulation of axonogenesis. The transcript has 45 exons.
UGAGAGGAGGAGGAGGAGGAAGAAGAAAAGCUCUGCUCCCGUCUAAUUUCAAAGCUCCUGGAAGGAGAACCAGCUGGAUGUGAGCUCCUCUUCUUCUGGACUCUUUUUCGGUCGCAGCGGACUCGGACAUGUAGAUUUAACCGAGUUUCAGGGCGGACGAAGGAAAGAAAAAGAAAUAAAAAUCUCUCCUUUUUUGUCGUGGGGAUGUCGUUCAACUGAAACUUCAGGAGACACUUUCAAGGAUUCAUUUCGGCCCGAAUCGCUUUCCUUACAGCAGGAUGUGAAUUCAGGAACUUUUCCGGGAGCCGCGGACUAUCGGGAGUUUAUUUGAAACGCAUUUUCUGGAAUAUCGUGAGGAAAAGGCGGCGUGUGGAUUCAGAGGACAGAGAAGCUGCUUCAUGUCAUGAGAGGCUGAAAACCCAACAGGAGAUCGAGGUCAUCAGAGGUCGCUCACUUUGAUCAGGCUCGACUCGUGGACUAAUCCGCCCUUCAGACUGAAGCUGUGAUUAGCCUGAAUUACCAGAAUUUCAUCAGUCAGUCAUGCACUUUUUCAGACAGAUGGAGCGGUGGUGGGCGUGGCGGCUCACCGUGGUUGCCAUGGUGAUUGCUCACCUCAGCCCGUGCCGCGGCAAGGACCCGGAGUUUUCGUCCACCACGCGGAUCAACAACGUGGUGGCGGACCCCGCCACGGGCCGGCUGUACGUCGGCGCGGUCAACCACCUCUACCAGCUGGACGCCGACCUGAAGCUGGAGUCCAGCGACUUAACGGGGCCCAAACUCGACAGCCGGCAGUGCACGCCGCCGAUCAUCGACAAAUCCUGCACGGACGCCCAGGACAUGCCCAACCACAACAAGCUGCUGCUGCUCCACCCGGCCAAGAACCAGCUGGUGGUGUGCGGCAGCCUGUUCAGGGGCCUCUGCUCGCUCAGGAGCCUGAACAACGUGAAGAACGAAGUCUACUUCAACGACAACAAGGGCGAGAAGUCGUACGUGGCGAGCGCCGAUGAGAACGUCUCCGUCGUGGGAGUGAUGUCAUACUACAAGAAAGAUAAAGAAAACCUCACGGUUUUCCUGGUUGCUAAAGGCCAGAGCGUCUUUGACACCAGCAUGAAGCUCAUCUCCACCCGGGUCCUGGAGGAAGUGGGCGACUGGGACGUGUUCGAGAACAUCAUCGAGACGGCGGCGGUCCAGUCCAAUCCCUUCAGCCCGAAGUACGCCCACGACUUCCGCUUCAGCUUCAAAAGCGACGGCUUCGUCUACUUCCUGUUUUCCAGGAAGCUCAACUCACAUUACCACAAGAACUUCACGUUCAUCUCCCGGAUGUGUGAGGAGGAUCACAACUACUACUCGUACACGGAGCUGCAGCUCAACUGCAGCGCCAACAACGAGUUCAGCAAAGUUCUGGCAGCUUUUGUUGGACCAGCAGGCGAAGCUUUGGCUCGGAGUCUGAGCCGGUCCAGUCAGUACGGACCCAUCUCAGCUCAUGACGAAGUUCUGUUCGCCACCUUCAGCGACGAGGGUGACAACUCAGCCAUGUGUAUGUACCCUUUAAAGUUCAUCAACGAACAGAUGUAUAAAGUCAUAUUCGCCUGUUACAACCAGGAGGGCCUCAUCAACAACCAGCUUGCGGUUUAUUCGCCUUAUUCUAAUUCUAAUUCCAAGCCUGAGGAGCUGUGCAGCGGGAAGAAAGGCAAGGAUAAAUGUGGAGCCGAGCAUCUGCCCUCACCGCUGGCCAGUACGGCUGAAUUCGCCUUAAUGGCCGAGCCGUCAUGGAAACGUCAUGUGGGUCACCUGACUGCUGUGGCUGUUGCCGUGGAGAUGGGCCAUGCUGUGGCGUUCCUGGGCACCCCAGACGGAGAGGUGCUGAAGCUGCAUCUGUCGGCUCGACCCGAGGUUUACGGCCAGCCGCUGAGCAGCGCCUCCGGACACAAGGUCAACAAGAACCUGCUGUUCGACUCCAGCCAGCAGCACCUGUACAUCACCACGGAGACAAAGAUCACCAAGGUUCCGGUCCAGACCUGCCAUCUGAUGGCCGACUGCCACUCCUGUGUUCAGAUGAAGGAUCCGUACUGUGGCUGGUGCGUCCUGGAGGGAAGGUGCAGCAGGAAGCAGGACUGCAGCAGGUCAGCAGAGACGAACGUCUGGCUCUGGUCUCCCGACGGGAAGUGCGUUGAGAUCGCAGCCUUCGACCCGCCGAACAUCAGCUGCAAGAAGACGAAGCAGGUGGACAUCAGGGUCCCGUCUCUGCCCCGGCUGAGGAACAGCGACCAACUGCACUGCGUCUUCAAUUCGGUAAAAUCCGACGCCGUGGCGCGUGAAGACGAUCCGACGGUGGUGGUCUGUUCGCUUCCCGACCCUGGAAAAAUCCCGCCCACUGCGGCGCAGCAGGACUUCGUAUCCGUCCCAGUGAAGGUUCUGCUGAACCAAACGGUUGAAGUAACGUCUGGAGAAUAUCACUUCUACAACUGUGCAGCUACCGUUUGGAAGAACCCCAACACACCGUGCAUUUCCUGUGUGACCAGUCAGUGGGGCUGCCAGUGGAACACCAGGGAUCACAGCUGCAGUGAUGAAGACGAAGCUCUGGAUGGUCACAUAGUCAAACCUUCACAGCCGGAAAAUUGUCCUCAGUUUGAGUCUCCGGAGCCGUUGCUGAUCCCUGUCGGCUACAAGAUGCCCAUCGUCUUCCAGGGAAGGAACCUGGACAUCUACGAGGGGAAGAGCUUCACCAUCGGCACGGAGCUGAUGAAGGACACUGAAGAAAGCGUGAUGAAGACUGAGAACUCAAAGUUCACAUUCAACGGUUACCAGUUUGCUUACGACAAGCAGCAGGAGGUGAACAUAUCUUUCCAUAUCAAAGUCCAAGACACGAACAUUAAGAUUGACAGCACGCUGACAGUCACUCUGUACAGCUGCUCAGUGGGAAGAGAGGACUGCAGUCUGUGUAAACACGCCGACGACAAGUACAACUGCGAGUGGUGUGAAGAAAUGAAGUGUGUAUACAAGAAGAUCUGCAAGUUACCAAAACUGGCUCAGUGUCCCAAACCGACUAUCACUGACAUCAUCCCUCGCUUCGGGCCGCUCAACGGCUCAAUCGCAGUGACCAUCAAAGGCUCCAACAUGGGAAUAAAGAAGGAAGACGUGAAAAAGAUCACCGUGGCCGGAGUGAACUGUAAACACCUGGAGGACAGAUACUCUGUCUCCACCAGUGUGGUGUGUGAGAUCGGUCCCAAGCGAACACCGCCGUCUGACCUGCCGCCUGAGCGGACCGAAAGCGGACCGGUGACGGUAGAGGUGGAGGGAAACAGAAGCACAACCUCUGAAAUAAACUUCACGUAUCGGGAUCCUGAUCCAAAGGUCAUUCAUCCAAUGGAGGGUCCUGCAGCUGGAGGAACGAUUAUCACCAUCACCGGAAAAGAUCUGGACACGGCGACCAAAGGCGACGUCACCGUCUCCAUCGGAGGCAUCGCCUGUGAAGUCUUGUCGUUUGGGACGAACAUCACCUGUAAGACCGGCAGUUACACUGCUGCUGCAGCCUUCCCCGUUUCCAUGGCGGUGACGGUGAAGUACGGAGGAAACACGAUCAAAAACCUCCCCAAACCCUUCAAUUACACCGACAACCCAAAGAUCACCAGCUGCACUCCCAACACCAGCUUCGUUUGUGGUGGUCGAAGGAUCGUCGUGAAGGGAACCGGCUUCAAUCUGAUCCAAUCGGCCUUCAUGAAGGUUCUGCUCAACACCAACAACGACUCCACCCAGGAGGUUGGAGAUUUCCUUAACCAGUUCAAGUCGAAGUGUAAAAGUAUGAACGACUCCGUCCUGGAGUGCCACUCUCCAAACGUGAGCAGCCAUGUUGUCAAGAGCGGCAAUUCUGUCGACAUUCAGCUGCACCUGGACAACGUGAAGGAAAACCUGACCUUCAAGUACUACCCUGACCCGACCUUCGAAAUCCAAACCUUUAAAGACCUCACAGCGACCAGCCUCAUCAUCGUCACGGGUCAAGGUUUCUCCAAGGCCAUCACCAUCAGCGAAGCCAAGGCCUCCAUACAAGGCGUACCGUGUAACAUCAAACUCCUGCAGGACGAUAAGUUGAUCCUGGAAGCUCCUUCUUCUCCUCCGACACCCAAAUCCAAAUCCCAGAGCGCAGAAACGGCCGACGACAUGCUGGAUCUGGUGGUGCAGUUUGGUAACGGCAGGUGGACGGCAGGAAAAGUUCAGUUCACCAGGAAAGAAAACAUUCCUCUGGCUAUAAUCAUCCCAGCCGUGAUCGUCCCCAUGCUGGUUUUCAUCGCCAUUUCCAUCUACUGCUACAGGAGGAAGAGUCAGCAGGCGGAGCGGGAAUACGAGAAGGUGAAACAUCAACUGGAGAAUCUGGAGGAAAGUGUUCGAGAUCGCUGCAAGAAAGAGUUCACAGAUCUGAUGAUUGAAAUGGAGGACCACACCAGUGACCUCAGUGAAGGUCGAAUCCCUUUCCUGGACUACAAAACGUACACGGACCGAAACUUCUUCCUGUCGUCCAAAGAAGGCGAUAACGACCCCAUGAUCACUGGGAAAAUACAAAUCCCAGAAUCCCGCAGGGCUACUGUGACUCAGGCACUCAAUCAGUUCUCCAACCUGCUGAACAGCAAACCUUUUCUCAUCAACUUUAUUCGCACAUUGGAGAGCCGUUCGGACUUUAACGCCCGGUCUCGGGGAAACUUCGCCUCCCUCCUGACGGUGGCGCUGCACGGGAAGCUGGAGUAUUACACGGACAUCAUGAGGACGCUGCUGCUGGAGCUGAUGGACGAACACGUCCAGAAUAAAAACCCCAAACUGAUGCUGAGGAGGUCAGAGACGGUGGUGGAGAGGAUGCUCUGCAACUGGAUGUCCAUCUGCCUGUACCAGUUCCUCAGGGAUACGGCCGGAGAGCCGUUAUACAAACUGUACAAGGCCUUAAAGCACCAGGUGGAGAAAGGUCCGGUGGACGCCAGGCUGAAGAAAGCCAAGUACACGCUGAACGACACGGGGCUGCUGGGAGACGACGUCGAGUACGCCGCACUGAAUCUGCAGGUGCUGGUUCACGGCGAGGGACCAGACGUGACGCCUGUCAAGGUGCUGAACUGCGACACCAUCACCCAGGUGAAGGAGAAGAUCAUUGAUCAGGUGUACAGGAACCUGCCGUAUUCACAGAGACCAAAAGCAGAAGGCGUCGCGUUGGAGUGGCGCCCCGGAUCCACGGGUCAGAUUCUGUCCGACAUGGACCUGACAUCGCAGACAGAGGGGCGCUGGAAGCGGCUCAACACGCUGGCCCAUUACAACGUUCGGGACAACGCCACGUUGGUUCUGUCCAGAGUUUUGCACACGCAGUCGUUCCACCAGCACCAGGACAGCCACGAUGAGAAAAACGCGCUGCUGGAGGACGACAACACGUUCCACCUGGUGAGGCCGACGGACGAGAUCGACGAGGUGAAGUCGAAGCGCGGCAGCAUGAAGGACAAGGCCAUGACCAAAGCCAUCACAGAGAUCUACCUGACCCGGCUGCUGUCCGUCAAGGGCACCUUGCAGCAGUUUGUGGAUAAUUUCUUCCGCAGCGUCCUUUGCACCAGCUCUGCCGUUCCUCCGGCCGUCAAAUACUUCUUUGACUUCUUGGACGAACAGGCAGAGAGACACGACAACGUGGACGAGGAAACGCUGCACAUCUGGAAGACCAACAGCCUGCCGAUGCGGUUCUGGGUGAACAUCCUGAGGAACCCGCAGUUCAUCCUGGACGUUCACGUGACGGAGGUGGUGGACGCGUCGCUGCACGUCAUCGGCCAGACCUUCAUGGACGCCUGCAGCAAAACGGAGCACAAGCUCAGCAGAGAGUCUCCUAGCAACAAGCUGCUCUACGCAAAAGAGAUUUCCACGUAUAAGAAGAUGGUUGACGAUUAUUAUGUAGGCAUCAGGCAGAUGGUUCCAGUCAGCGACCAGGACAUGAACACACACCUGGCCGAAGUGUCCCGGCAACACACAGACAAGCUGAACACCCAGUUGGCCUUACACCAGCUCUACCAGUACGCCAGCAAAUACUUCGACCUGAUCAUCCAGUCUCUGGACGAGGACCCGGCCGCCCAGAACAGGCAGCUGACGCUCCGCCUGCAGCAGGUCGCCGCCGCCCUGGAGAACAAAGUCACUGACCUCUGACCUCACCCAGGGGGCGGGGCUUCUUUUUCUAUUGUGAGCGUACGAACUCAUGUGAAUGUCUGGAGAGUAGCUAGCAGAGCCAGAAGAGACGAAUUUCCACUCAGCGCCCAAAACAAGCAAAAAGAAAACGUCUUUUUGAAAUUCACCAAAAGUUGAAGAAAAUCCAAGUGAAGUGAAAAAAUGUUUUGUUUUUGGGACGUUUUGAUUGGACAUUCAGCUGCUCUUGGAUUGUUUCCAUCUGUUUUUCUACUGGACGGUACGGAGGCCCGGCGGGUCCAGAUGUUCGAAACAUCAGCCACUUUCUUUAGUUUUAUUUUUAUGUUUUCUGUUUGAAUCCUGAGUUUCUGCUUCUGGGUCACCAGAAACCAACAGCUGCAUUUAUUUCACGUUCAGGAAGUUAGUUGGAGAAAAUCUACUUUAAAAACGCACCAAAGUCCAGAAAAUCUGAAAAGUGAAAUAAGUUGCGUAUUAUAUCAUUUAAAAAUCAUGCGACAUAAACAAAUUGAACUGGUUUAGAGAUAAACUAGAUUCACAUUUGUGAAGAAAAUGUUUAAAAUUGUAAUAUUUCUGUUGUAGUAGCGCUUUUCCACCACUGGGAGUGCUGUUCACAACUUAGUUUCCUUCUGAAUUGUUGCACAACCAACUUAAAAAGGUACUGAUUAGUUUUUUUAAUCAGAUGAAUCUUGACUUUCCUGAUCAUUAUCUUCAAUUUAUUUAUUAAUUCAUUCAUUUAUAACUCAUUUUUCUGGUUCCGCAUGAAAUAAUUUAUAUAUUUUGAGCUAAAAAUCUCAAAUACUGAGAGCUGGUUGGUGGAAAAGUCGGUCGAUUUCAGUAAUUUUCAGUAAAUUCAUAAAACAAACAGAAAAUGAAAGUUGACAGUGGUUGGUUUAAACCCCGCCCCCUUAAACGCCCGCCCUGCUCUGAUUGGACAGCAGCAGUGGUCUGAUCAGGCUCCGCCCACUGGACCCGACUAUUAUACUAAUCAUGAUAAAUGCUUUCAUUUCAGGUCAAAUUGAGAAAAUAUAAAUGAAAAUACGCAAAAUUUAAUGAGUUGAACUUGUUACACACAUCAUGACAUAAACUCCAAAAUGUUUUUUAUAUUAAACAUCGUAUCAAAUCUGUAAACCAUCGCAGCUUUUCUCAAACUUUCACUGAAGCCACUUUGGUGCCAAAUGUUCUGAAUCUAGGAUAUAUUUGAGUCUAAGAGGAUUUUCGGUACUUUUCCGAUUAAAACAAAUGUGAAACUUUAGCGGCCGUGUCGUUGACGAAGCGUCUAGACGGAGCGUCUGGACGAAACGUCUGGACGGAGCGUCUGGACGGAGCGUCUGGACGGAGCGUCUGGACGGAGCGUCUGGACGGAGCGUCUGGACGGAGCGUCUGGACGGAGCGUCUGGACGGAGCGUCUGGACGGAGCGUCUGGACGGAGCGUCUGGACGGAGCGUCUGGACGAACUCUUGCUUUGGUGUUUUUAUGUUUGAAACAUUUUGCAGCCUUCGUGGAUGAACAAUAUGUCCGCCUCUGCCGACGCUUGCUUCUGUCUGCCUUCUCUUUGCCACCAGCGAGUGCCUUAAAGAGUUGAAGUGAAAGGAACAAACCGACCAGAACCGGACCACAGAACCAGACCACAGAACUGAAUGUUUCAGCCGUUUAAGUCGAGACUUGGCACUAACUGAAACAAGAACAAAAAUUGAGACAAAAAGUUUUAUGCUAGCAGUUGUUUUUUUCUGACAAAAAUGUUUGAAUUGGAUCAAAAAAUCUCUAAAAUUAAAUGUUGGAUGUUUAGAAGAACCAAAUAAAUUGAUCCAGAACUACUUCUGUAGAUUCUGAUUUGCGUUCAGAAAAACAAAAUUUGGACAAAAAAAGUUUUUGUCAAUCCUCAGAAACAUGUUUAUAAUCUGCCUGGAGGCCUUUUUUCAGAUUUCUAGACAGCGACCCGGUUCUUGUCCGACCCGAUCCCUCAGUUUUCACCACCGUCUCUCAGAGGAUUUUUUGUUUCUGGGCGACAGAAAUUGUGAAACUGUCCCUUUAAAUUCUUGUCCUGACCCAAAUUCGAUCAACUCCAGUUUGUUUCAGGCAGAAACAGAAACUCAAAUGUGAACUUUGCUGCCAAAUGUUCUGAUCGUCUGGGUUCUGCUGGACCCGAGUCGAGGACCUUUGGGUUUGUGUGUUAGAAUAUGUUGAAGAACAUUAAGGCCCACGUGAAUAAGUCCAAAUGUUUCUUCGUCCCGAAGCCCGAUCCAGUAACGGACAUUAAAGCCAGCGUUGCUGUUGGUUACGGUUGUGAAGCGACGGCAGGAAUGGUUUGGAUGGACCAAGCUUUAGACUGGAAUGGACUCGAAUGGGACGAGAUGUUACCAGAACGGGUCUGAACUGGACUGAAGCCCAAAUCUGUUACUCUUCUGCUGAAGUGGGAAAAAAAUCCAGAUAUAGGAAGUCCAAAUAUCCAAUAAAGUAUGUUUAUACAAAUGAAA